AUGCCCUUUAACAAGGAAAACAAUCGAACAAUUCCAGUUCGCAUACUUUUUGAUAAUGGCAGUCAGCGAACCUAUGUGACUGACAAUGUGCGCUCACGAUUGGGACUUAAGCCCAUCAUGAAGGACAAAUUGAAACUGAACACAUUCGGAGAGUCGAGAUACAAGACACAAAACUGUGACAUUGUGAAUUUACAACUGAAGAAACCACAAUGCAAUGAUGUAAUUGAUAUAAUUGCCACAAGUUAUCCUGUUAUUUGUACACCGUUACCCUCCAGGGUGAAUGUUGAAUGCCAACAUUUAAAGGGAUUAGAUUUGGCUGAUGAUUGGGAAUCUUCGGACGGCGCGAUUGACAUAUUGGUAGGAUCAGAUCAUUAUUGGGACAUUGUGAUUGGUGAGACAAGGCGUGGAACGGACCGUUCUGAGCUUGUUGCAGUUGGCAGUAAGUUGGGAUGGCUAUUAUCUGGCCCGGUGCAGGGUUCG
Messenger RNA from Paramuricea clavata, 480 nucleotides. The record is from the annotation of a GenBank genome assembly. NCBI's taxonomy places the organism in Eukaryota, Metazoa, Cnidaria, Anthozoa, Malacalcyonacea, Plexauridae.